CUGUGGUCUGGGCAGUCAGCAAGUCAGCGGCGCCUGCGCGGGCUUCGUCCGGCCUCUAGACAGAGGAUGCGCGCGCAGCGCCUUCGGCUACAGCGGAAGUUUUAGCGGGGCAACUGAGAAAGCACACUGUCAAGAUGGAGUUACCAGCCCAGUGAAUCCAAGGACCAGACCGCGACCCCAUGAAGCAUGAUAUCCUUCUGUCCGGAAUGUGGCAAAAGUAUCGAAGCAGUGUUCAAAUUCUGCCCUUACUGUGGGAAACCUUUGCCUACAGAGGAGCAUGCGGGGUCCUCAACCUGUGUCAAACCACUUGCGUCAACCUUUCAAGCCUCAAGAUUUCAAGGUGGCUUCUCCAUCUCCAAAGUUGCAUCUGCAUCCCAGGCAGAUAGGAGCAGAAUUUGCCUUGGUCCAACUUCAAAGUGCCCCAAGAGAGAGCUGACCUCCAGUUCUAAAGUCUCUCCUAAGAAAGUGAAGUGGUCCAGCAAUGUCUGCUCACCCCAGUCGUCCCUCUUCUCAGAUGCUGACAGCUCAGAGUCUGGAGAGACGUUAAGUCCCAAAGCAUCCCAGAACAGACUCCCAACCCCCAAAGGCAGCCCACGGACAACCAGGCAAAGCCCCCAGACGCUGAAGCGGAGCCGAGUGACCACCUCCCUUGAGGCUCUGCCCACCGGGACAGUGCUGACUGACAAGAGUGGGCAGCACUGGAAGCUGGGGACCCUCCAGACCAGGGACAACCAGGGCAUUCUCUACGAAGCUGAGUCCGCCUUGGUCCUCGCCUGCCAGUCAAAUCCCCAGAAGCACAAGUUCUCACUCAAACUGGAUGCCAAGGAUGGACGCUUGUUCAAUGAGCAGAACUUCUUCCAGCGGGCCGCCAAACCUCUGCAAGUGAGCAAGUGGAAAAAGCUGUAUGCAACCCCUCUCCUGGCCAUCCCCACCUGUGUCGGUUUUGGCAUUCACCAGGACAAGUAUAGGUUCUUGGUGUUCCCCAGCCUGGGGAGGAGCCUUCAGUCGGUCCUGGAUGACAGCCCGAAGCACGUGGUAUCAGAGAGGGCCGUGCUGCAGGUGGCCUACCGGCUGCUGGAUGCCCUGGAAUAUCUCCAUGAGAACGAGUACGUUCAUGGAAAUUUGACAGCUGAAAAUAUCUUUGUGAAUCCAGAGGACCGGAGCCAGGUGACCCUGGCGGGCUACAGCUUCGCCUUCCGCUACUGCCCAAGUGGCAGACACGUGGCCUGUGUGGAAGGCAGCAGGAGCCCCCAUGAGGGAGACCUCGAGUUCAUUAGCAUGGACCUGCACAAGGGACAUGCGCCUUCCCGCCGCAGCGACCUGCAGACCCUGGGCUACUGCAUGCUGAAGUGGCUCUAUGGGUUCCUGCCCUGGACAAAGUGCCUUCCCAACACCGAGGAGAUCAUGAAGCAGAAACAAAAGUUUCUCGAUAACCCGGAGCCCCUCGUGGGACUGUGUGGUCGCUGGAUCAGACCCUCAGAACUUGGAAUUUGCAGUUUGAAAUAGAAAAAGAAGUAAUGCGACCCAAGGCCUGCUGUUUAAUCACUGAUAAGCUUCUAGAAAGAUCCCUCGAAUGUGCAUUCCCGCCAUUCCUUAGGUGACAUGCGUCAGCCCCGACUAGCUUUAGCAUCAGGACACCCAGCAGCUGCCCCAGGUAAUGUGAAGUUCCUCCUCCGAGCAGUCCUUUCAGAGCACAGUCCUUUCAGCCCACCUCCCGCCAGAGCCGCCAGAGCCGCCAGAGGGCAGAAGAGAGUAGGGGAGACGGCAGCUCCCGGACAGUCAGGCCAGCUCCUUGGUGGGGACCCUUUCUACCCUUGGCAUCACUCUGCUUUGAUAAUAAAUUGUUUUAUUGGAACUUGA
Molecule: messenger RNA, 1860 nt
Organism: Tupaia belangeri chinensis (Chinese tree shrew)
Lineage: Eukaryota; Metazoa; Chordata; Mammalia; Scandentia; Tupaiidae
Gene: VRK3
Product: VRK serine/threonine kinase 3
Exons: 15
Coding region: 187-1506 (439 amino acids)
Biological process (GO): protein phosphorylation
Molecular function (GO): ATP binding; protein kinase activity
Source: RefSeq, a predicted model, not a curated record